Messenger RNA from Notothenia coriiceps (black rockcod), 1338 nucleotides. Its product is annotated as liprin-alpha-1-like. NCBI's taxonomy places the organism in Eukaryota, Metazoa, Chordata, Actinopteri, Perciformes, Nototheniidae. The transcript has 2 exons. The coding region runs from base 976 to 1323 and encodes 115 amino acids. The record is from RefSeq and is a predicted model, not a curated record.
GAGCUAGCUUCAGAGUGUCCCGACUGCCGAGGCUGGCAGGCAAGAGGCGACAGGGAAGGACCGGACUCAAGGACCUUUUUGGGGGAAAGAACCGAGACAACACCACCAACUCGGACGGACACGAAGGGAUUACAACGUUUUUAUUUGCGGUUUGGGGUUUUCCAAACGGAUCAAAGCAUCGCUAACGUUUCAAUGUUAGCUGGAAGUUUGUGAUGAUGUGGUGACGCGACGGGAAGCUAACGUCAGUGGCUAACUUCAUAGCUACUUGAUAGAUUAAUCACUUUUAGCAAAGCUUUUAAAACCUAUUUUUAAAUCAAUAUUUUCGGUAAUGUAAGAUAAAAGCUAUGAGAUGUUUUACCAUGUUGUCUACUUUUAUAUGGAAUAGAGAGUAUCUUUAGAAGUUAGUCCAUUUAAUCUAGCAACCGUUAGCUACCUAGCUGGCUAGUGGCUAACAUUGGCUAGCUGUCGACUUUUAAACUCCCAAAUAAUUCUGUUUCAAAUUAGCUAAGGCUAGCCGGGCUACAACUGUUUCCACUUAACCUUACUGUACCAUCACAUGUCUAGCUGGUGUGAUAUCUUAUUACCAGCUGGUUAAACGUAAUGUCCGUUUGUUUUGAAAAGCAAAAAUAAGACACUUUACUUCCAAAUCUACUGUAUAUAUGCAAGCUUACUUAAUGCUAGCUUGCUAACGUUGGGUUAGCCGGCCAAACUUGGAAAACUGCCCCUCUGCUCACUUGAUGUGGGUUUCUCUUUGAGGCCUUUAGGAAAUUAUCCCCUCUUUUUUUCACCCAGAAGACUCGUUUUUUGACAGCCUUAUUACAGCCCUGCCUGGAAAUGGAUUUUAUAUUCUAAACUAAAGGAUAUUUGUGAAGGUUUUAACACACGAUUGGAGUACCUGGACUUUGUUGACGUUUACUUGGCAUCAUAAAGUAACGUGGAUUACAAAGGCUGUUGGAAUAACUACAUUCUUCAAAGAUGAUGUGCGAGGUGAUGCCCACCAUCAGCGAGUCGGAGGGGGGCGGCGGGCGGCGGGGCUCGGGCUCCCCGCUGCAGUCGGACUCUGAAGGUCACUUUGAGUCGCUGAUGGUGUCCAUGCUGGAGGAGAGGGAUCGUCUUCUGGACACUCUGAGAGAGACGCAGGAGAAUCUGGGCCUGACGCAAGGCAAACUGCACGAAGUCAGCCACGAGAGAGACUCCCUGCAGAGACAACUCAACACCGCUCUGCCACAGGUCAGCUUUGAGGAUAUGAUAAUGUGUAAAGUGAGACUAAAGAGAUGUACCGCCUCCCAAAGCUGCACCAGACUUAGAAAGCUGCACAACUAAAGAGAGAGAAACUCC